Ilyonectria robusta is the source of this 738-nucleotide messenger RNA. RefSeq names its product flavoprotein. Bases 1 to 738 code for a protein of 245 amino acids. Lineage: Eukaryota; Fungi; Ascomycota; Sordariomycetes; Hypocreales; Nectriaceae. The transcript has a single exon. Gene Ontology annotation, cellular component: phosphopantothenoylcysteine decarboxylase complex. Gene Ontology annotation, molecular function: FMN binding; phosphopantothenoylcysteine decarboxylase activity. Gene Ontology annotation, biological process: coenzyme A biosynthetic process. The record is from RefSeq and is a predicted model, not a curated record.
AUGCUUCACAGGAUCACCCGCGGGCACGAUGUCCACCACGAGCAUUCCGUCCGCACCUCCACCAAGACGCUUGAGCUUGCCUCCAACGACGGCAAGCGGCACGUCCUGCUCGCCGCCUCGGGCGCAGUCGGCACCACAAAGCUGGUCCAGAUCAUCGAGGGCCUCUCAGCACACAAGAACCUCUCAAUCCGCCUGAUCUUGACGGGUUGCGCCGUUCACUUCCUCGCUGGCCAGUCACGCGAGCAGCCGACCCUCUCGGCCAUCUCCUACCUCCCCAACGUGGACGCCGUCUACACCGACUCCUCCGAAUGGGUUAAACCGUGGAAGCGCGGCGUGCCCAUCUUGCACAUUUCGCUGCGCAAAUGGGCCGACGUGCUUGUGAUUGCGCCGCUUAGCGCCAACACCAUGGCCAAGAUGGUCAACGGUAUAAGCGACAACCUGGUCACGUCGGUCGUCCGCGCGUGGGACGCGAUGGGCACUAUCGACGGUGUCAAGAAGAAGAUCGUCGUAGCGCCCAGCAUGGACACGGCCAUGUGGCGACACCCCGUCACGGACAAGCAGAUCAAGAUGCUCGAGGAGUGGGGGGGCGAGAAUGGCUGGAUCGAGGUGCUUCAGCCGAUCGAGAAGGAACUGGGCAGCGGAGACAUCGCGGAGGGAGCCAUGGUCGGCUGGGAGAAGAUUGUCGAGGUGAUUGAGGCCAAGAUAUCGUCUGGCAUGCUGACCGUCGAUGGGAAAUAG